CUGUGUGACCACAUUUCAUCACAGUAGGUGCUCAGAUCUACCAAAUAUAAUUUGGUGUUGCUAAAUCUGUGUUACAUCUCUUUGAUUACUUUCUACGCUUUCACACAGCUAAAGGGACAAGCUUUGAGCAUGUCCCACACCAGUGGCUGAGGUGGUGUUGACUGGACGUAGGCAAUGCUUGUUGCUUCUCUUAAAAAUGACCACACAUUGGUCCUUUUCCAGUCCACUGCAGACUUUCUCUGAUAACUGUUUUUCAUAGGUGACAGUUGCCUCACUAGCAUGUCAGCUGUAUCUCUUGGCAACCUUUGAGUGUAACCCAUCUGGCUCUGCAUUUGAAUAAAUCCAGCUUCUCUAGGCAGUUGCUGGCCCCACUCCUACUUAUUCCUCUCCUUCCCAAACACUGCUGGUCUGGGUGCAGGCUUUGUCUGUGAAGACUGAGGCAGAAAAGGUGUUGAGUAUUUCAUUCUUUUCUACACAAUCUGUGACAUUUUCUUCCCCUUCAAUUGAUGGAUGCACAUUUUCACUUCAAUUCUUUAUGAUACUUUUGUACUUUUCAGAUUCCUUCUUGUUACCCUCUAUGUCCAUUGCUAGUUUCAGCUCCAGGUGAGCUUUGGCCUUUCUGAUUUAAAGAAAGUAAAGGGUGAAAACAAGCCAUGUCAAACAGUAAGUAUUUCAGUUAACAAAUAGUUAUGUGUAUUUUUCAGGAGCUGGUGGUUCUGGCCCAGUCAUCAUGGCUUGUGCUACUAUUCAUGUGGGUGUUCCUCAAUUACUGAGAGGUGUCAGCAGAAUUCUUCCCACUCAUUCUGCACUGGUGGUGUUGAGGCACUCUGCUUUUUGUUACUACACAGUGAACAGCACAAUAAAAUCAAAAAGGAAAAUGGAUCAUCUAGAGAGGACAGCAAACAAUUUUCGCCAGGAGGUAAUUUCACAAGCAAAAGUGUGUGGAAUCAGCAAUGAAUCAGAGACAGUCAAAAGGCUUCGUCUGGCUAUCACAAAUAAAGAUUUUACUUUCAAAGCAGGACAGGUUGAUUUCUUUAUUCCUGGAAUGUCUGUAGUUGGGGGAUUCUCAAUGUGUUCAAGCCCUGGCCUGUUGAAACGAGAAGGAAUAUUAGAGCUGGCAGUAAAGCACACUGAUCAUCCUCCUGCCCACUGGAUUCACACUGAGUGUGCUCUUGACUCGGAAGUUGCCCUGCGAGUGGGAGGUGAUUUCUUCUUUGAUCCUCAGCCUGGUGACUCCCCUGUAAAACUAGUGCUGAUAGCAGGGGGUGUUGGAAUUAACCCAUUGUUUUCUAUACUGCUGCAUAUAGCAGAUCUGCAUGGAUACCAAGAAGGUAAAGGAAAUGGAUACAAAAUCGGAACAGUGAAGCUGUACUACAGUGCAAAAAAUUCAGGUCAACUCUUAUUUAAGAAAAACAUUCUUGGUUUGAUGAAUGCAUUUCCGGGAAAGAUCAUGUGUCACUUCCACGUCACCCAGCAGAGCUCACCCAUCUGUGAAGAGCUUCGGCCACACGUUACAGAGGGAAGAAUAUCUGAAAAGGACCUAGAAAAACAUGUAUCCAGGGAUACUCUAUGGUACAUCUGCGGUCCACCUCCGAUGAUAGAAUCCAUAUCCAAACUCCUGUCUGACAUUGGUGUUCCUAGAAACUGUAUUUUCUUUGAGAAAUGGUGGUAGUGACACCUGCUGAACAGAGAAGAUGAUACUGGUUUUUUUUCUAGUGUAUUUUGAUAAGCUAAAAUGUACAGAAAUGGACUAUUAAUUAUUUGGAAGAUUCUAUUUCACACAGGAAGAUGUCCUCAAUCAUGAGAAUGUUCCUUUAAUGUAACUGUAAUACAACUGUAAUGCUGCUGCUUUUGGGGGGGAAAUGAUUUUAUAUUAAAGACAUCAACUCUUCUGUU
Messenger RNA from Neopsephotus bourkii (Bourke's parrot), 1896 nucleotides. RefSeq names its product oxidoreductase NAD binding domain containing 1 (gene OXNAD1). Gene Ontology annotation, molecular function: oxidoreductase activity. The record is from RefSeq and is a predicted model, not a curated record. Bases 731 to 1672 code for a protein of 313 amino acids. Lineage: Eukaryota; Metazoa; Chordata; Aves; Psittaciformes; Psittacidae. The transcript has 7 exons. Gene Ontology annotation, cellular component: mitochondrion.